GUAGUAAGACCCGCCACACAGUCAGCUCUUUCAAUAAUUUUUUUAUUGCCUUUCUAGUAAAAAUAUCCUUUUCCCUGUUGUGUCGAAGAUGAGUUCUGAUCAGAAUCCAGAAACGUUGGUUAUGUGUGCUAAGCUUGCAGAGCAAGCAGAAAGAUAUGACGACAUGGCUGAGUAUAUGAAGAAAGUUGUGGAAGUAAAGGGAUCAUUGAAAAUUGAGGAGAGAAACCUCCUAUCUGUGGCCUACAAGAACGUCGUUGGUUCCCGACGUAGCUCAUGGAGGGUACUGUCUAGCUUGAUGGAGAAAUCAGAGGAUAAGAGCGACUACAUCAAAGAGUACAAGAAGAAAAUUGAAGACGAGCUGAACGAAAUAUGCAGUGCUGUAAUUAGCUUGUUGGACAAAAAGCUUAUUAAGAAGGAUGAUGAAGAAAAGGAUAUUGAAUCCCAGGUGUUCUACUGUAAGAUGAAGGGGGACUAUUACCGUUACCUCGCAGAAGUUGCUAGUGACAAAAAAGAUGAAGUAAAAGAAAAAUCUGAGGAGGCUUAUUUAAAGGCUAAUCUGACUUGUAAAGAACUUCCCACUACUCACCCGAUCAGACUCGGUCUUGCUCUCAAUUUCUCUGUGUUCUACUACGAGAUACUGAACAAACCUGAGAAAGCUUGUGAACUAGCAAAAUCAGCAUUUGAUGAUGCUAUUGCUGAGCUUGACCAGUUGAAGGAGGACUCUUACAAGGACAGUACUCUCAUCAUGCAGCUACUCAGGGACAACCUCACUUUGUGGACUUCAGAUUCCAAAGAGCAAGAAGAGGCUGGCGACGAUUAGUUCAAUAGCCACUAACUUGCAGUGUACCUUUUUUAGUACAAACAAAUUAUAGAGACCGUGUACUACAGUAACAAUUUUUACGAUGCUUUUUUUGUUCAUGGUGUGACGUGAUACCCUACUGGUUAAUAAGAAAUAAUUAUUAGAAAUAA
Molecule: messenger RNA, 969 nt
Organism: Halichondria panicea
Lineage: Eukaryota; Metazoa; Porifera; Demospongiae; Suberitida; Halichondriidae
Product: 14-3-3-like protein 1
Exons: 6
Coding region: 89-820 (243 amino acids)
Biological process (GO): intracellular protein localization; signal transduction
Cellular component (GO): cytoplasm
Source: RefSeq, a predicted model, not a curated record